AUGGUCAUGGCCACCACCCGUCCCCUCGUCGCCUCGCUGGCACCCACCCUGCGGCGCACAGUCGUGCACCACGCCCGCCCCCCUCGUGUCCCUAUUAUUUCGGGUCCUCACGUCGAGCACGCCCCGCGCAAGACAGAAGGCACCAACACUGCGCGUCCCCAGGCGCUCGCGACCGAGUCCGACAUUCCCGCUUCCUCCUUCACCACCCCGUCGUCGUCCAAGCUCGAGGGCGACCUGACGUUCCACCACGCACCCCCUCCCACCGCUCCCAGCUACACCACCGGCGCCAAGCCCGCCCUCCUCCGUUGGAUCGAUGGCGAGGGCGUCGCCGUCACGGGCGAGGAGCAUGCGCCGCUCCGCCGUGCCGAGCUGCCCCGCGGUGUCGGCCUGCCCUUCUCCGAGGAGCAGGUUGGGCAGAUCACCCAGCUCCGUGCUGCUGGCCGGUCACGUGGAGAGAUUCUCAAGAAGCUCAAGCUUCCCAAGGAGCAGAAGCACUUGAUCAGCCGUGUGGCCCGUAGCUCGCCGGAGCGUCUCGCCAUUGAGGCCAACCGCGUCGAGGAGCAACAGGCCAACUGGCCCAACAAAAAGGCGACCGCUCGUGCCGUCCGCGAGCGUCGCAAGGACUUCUGGUAA
Molecule: messenger RNA, 633 nt
Organism: Apiotrichum porosum
Lineage: Eukaryota; Fungi; Basidiomycota; Tremellomycetes; Trichosporonales; Trichosporonaceae
Exons: 2
Coding region: 1-633 (210 amino acids)
Source: RefSeq, a predicted model, not a curated record